Messenger RNA from Astyanax mexicanus (Mexican tetra), 2757 nucleotides. It is a transcript of the gene pros1, whose product is annotated as protein S. NCBI's taxonomy places the organism in Eukaryota, Metazoa, Chordata, Actinopteri, Characiformes, Acestrorhamphidae. Gene Ontology annotation, cellular component: extracellular region. The record is from RefSeq and is a predicted model, not a curated record. The transcript is spliced from 14 exons. Gene Ontology annotation, molecular function: calcium ion binding. Bases 58 to 2100 code for a protein of 680 amino acids.
CAGAAACUCAGCCAGCAGCGACAUAAGCCCCUCCGAGCCCGCGGUUCAGGCCUGAACAUGAGGGGGGAGAGAGCGGCGGCGCUGGCCAGCCUCCUGCUGGUCUGGACUGUGUGCGAUGCCCACCGCUUCCUGGCACAGAACAAGGCAUCCGAGUUUCUGACGCGGCACCGGCGAGCAAACUCCAUGUUUGAAGAGAGCAAGAAAGGCAACUUGGAGAGAGAGUGCAUUGAAGAAUUGUGUAAUAAAGAAGAGGCAAGGGAGAUCUUCGAGAACAACCCUGAGACAGAAUACUUUUACCCGAAGUAUGUAGUGUGCCUGGGCUCCCAUCGUGUGGGCAUCACCAACCCAAAUGCACAUCCUUCAGAUCCUGGAAUUCCUCAGGACCUUCGCACCUGCGUACAAGAGAUCAGUAACCAGUGCCUGCCGCUGCCAUGUCAUAAGGAAGGGUAUGAACGCUGCAUUGACGGUCAUGGCACUUACAAAUGUGUGUGCAAACCUGGGUGGAGAGGACCUCGCUGUGAAGAAGACAUUAAUGAAUGUGAAGAUCCAGACGUUCGUGCUGGUUGUAAUCAGAAGUGCUAUAACUUGCCUGGAAGUUUCCGCUGCAUGUGUGAGGAUGGAUACUACUUGCAUGACAACAUCCACUGUACAGAUAUUAAUGAAUGUAGGCUUUACCCCAGUAUCUGUGAGGAGCCGGCCAAAUGUGUGAACACACAGGGCAUGUUUGAGUGCCAGUGCCCCACUGGAUACAAGUACAACUUUACCUCACGCGAGUGCCAGGAUGUGGACGAAUGUGAGCUGGACGUAUGUGGCGAUGAGUGUGUGAACACGGUGGGCGGUUACUCCUGUCACUGCAACGGACGCAUGAAAGUGAAGCUGGCUGAAGACGGGCAGACCUGUGAGGAGAUUCCUGAGUGUGUGCACCUGUAUGACCACAAGCACGAGGAGAUGCUUUACCUGGGAGAGCAGUUUGCAGGCCUGCCUGUGAUCUACCUGCGCUUCCGCCUUCCUGAGAAUACAAAGUUCGCUGCAGAAUUCGACUUCCGCACAUUCGAUCCAGAGGGUGUAGUGUUAUACGCUGAAUCCUUUCCAGACUCCUGGUUGAUGCUGGGUCUCAGAGAUGGCCGCAUUGAGGUCCAGUUUAAGAACCAGCACUCUGUUAAGGUCACUAGUGGAGGUAAAGCCAUUAAUGACGGCCAGUGGCAUGUGAUCUCUGUAGAGGAGCUGGAGAACAGUAUCAGUGUGAAGAUCAGUAAAGAGGCGGUGAUGAGUAUAAACAGUCCCGGGAGCCUUUUCACUGCUGUCAACGGCAAACUGGAGACCAAAGUUUACAUCGCUGGUCUGCCCAACCGCACUGACAGUGUCAUUAAAAAGAUCAACCCCAGAUUAGAUGGCUGCAUUCGUGGCUGGAACCUGAUGAACCAGGGGGCCUCUGGGGUGAAGGAGGUCAUUCAGGAGAAGGAGAGCAAGCACUGCUUUGUUUUUGUGGAGAGAGGAUCCUACUUCACUGCUUCUGGGCUGGCCCUCUUCAACAUUGACUACAGCUCAAAUGGUCAGUGGAGGGUAGACGUGGUGAUGAGCAUUCGUCCAUCCAGUAGCACGGGUGUCCUCUUUGCCCUUGUUAGCAACAAAACAGUCCCACUGUCUGUUUCUGUGCUAACUCAGGGACCAACCGAUGCAGACCUGCAGGUAUUUUUGGAUGGAGUUCCAGUUGCGACGCUCCAGUCGGUGAUGCUGUGUUAUCCGGAGCACAUGGUGGUGGAGAUGCAUGCGUCUGCAGACGGCCUGCAGCUCAAAGCUAACUCCUCCACUGUUACCUACACUGACAGUGAAGCUCUGACACAGGCCUUGGCCAAGCUGAAUGGCACCAUGCAGCAACCAGUCGACACCUACAUUGGGGGACUGCCAGAUCUUCCCCUUUCCUCCACUCCAGUGUCAGCCUACUACCAUGGCUGCAUGGAGAUCAAUGUGAACGGGAAGCUGCUUGAUUUUGAUGAAGCCGUCAACAAACACAACAGCAUCAAAUCUCACUCCUGUCCACCCGUUUCCCCUCCUGAACCUCCGGCCAGUGAGACCCUCGCUGCGUUAAACAGGAAAUGAUGUCACAGGCUGGAGCAUUGGGGAUACAUUACUAGUGCUGUCUAUCCAGCUGUAAAUACUUGUAAGGAGUAAGAGAGAGGGAGGACGAGCAGAAAUGACCUGAGAAACAAAGUAGUUUGUUUAUUCUGAGGUUGAUCUGCAACGACACUAAAACCUUGAGUACCUUGAGAUCUAGACGUUACUGUAAACCUUAACCUUAAAGGCCUGUAUGUUACAACUAACACACUGGUGUUCAAGUAUUUACCAAAUAAUUUAUAACAUAUAAUAAGUUUAAGAUUAACGACUAAACGAUAAGACUGCAGUUUUUAAGCUCUUAAUGGCCAAUACUGUUGGUCAUGAAAGGGCAUUGUCACUGUUUUCAAGAAAUAGCAUAUAAUGCAAUACAGAGCUGAGCUCUGAUUUAUACUGAUGAAAUGCAAAGUAUUCCUGUAAGAUGUAGAAAAAAGACUGGUCCAACUUGAGAUAUUUACUGGGAUCUGGUCUACAAUGAACUGGCUGUUCCUUCUGAACACAUUCAUUUAUUAGAACUUUUAUUAUUGGGUUGGUUUUGGUCUGUUUUUUUUUUUUUCAGUCAUGGGAUGAAUGAGUGUAAACCAACUAUUUUUAUUCUGUGUUGAAUUAAUUGAGUAUUUUAAUAAAAACGACAAAAAAAUCUCA